AUGAGCAAAAAUAAAACAAACGAUUCAAGUCUGCGUCAUUCGAACAAUUCGAUCCGUACUGAAGCGUCUGGUGGAUCAUCUGGAUCUGGAUCUGAUGAAAGCCAAGGCCGAAAGAACCGAGUUAAUAGCCCCCCUCCUUUACUGGCACAUUCAAGUAGUAAUGUAAGGGUUGUUUCUCAAAAUAAGGUUAAUCGUGGUGUUGGGGGGUCAACUGGAGUUGGAGUAGUAAAUACUCUUUCACCAACUAGAAGUAACGCUUCUGGUGAUAAUAGUAAUACGGUAUCUCCACCUCCUACACCUACGCCUAAAAAGCUGUCAAGUAUUCCCAGAGCGAACGAAAACCUGAAACUAAUAGAUCACGGACAGCAAGACGCAAACCCUUUAAGACCUAUGAUCUCUCCAGCAUACCAAGGUCAUUAUCCGUCUUUAAGGUCCCCGUUGGCAAAUGAGCUUUUCCACAGGAAUGGAGAUGAAUUUGAUUCUAUUAAUUAUAACUUUAAUUCUAUUGACAAUGCCGCCAGCACCACCACUGGUGAUGGUCCCCGAGGAGUUAAUGGGAGGAAUGAAGCUUCAAAUUUGGCUAGAUUUGGAAAGCUUAUAGACACAGAGAUGAGCCAUGCAUCUAGUUAUGGUUCACAAUCAAACAACCUUCAAAUAUUCAAUGAUCCUCUAUAUUCAUCUACUUAUACCAUACAAACAUCACCUGACAUUGAAAGUUUACUGUGGAGAGAAAUCAUUCCUUAUUAUCUCCCAUUUCUUUCUUGGGUCCACAAGUAUUGUCUUAAUUAUUUCAUUGGUGAUUUGAUUGGUGGUCUUACCCUUAUAGUAUUCCAACUUCCCUUAUGUCUUUCAUAUGCGACGUCAUUAGCCAAAGUUCCUGUUAAAUGUGGCUUGCUUUCCCUUGGUAUCAGUCCCUUGAUUUAUCUAUUUUUUGGAAGUGUACCACAAAUGAUUGUGGGUCCAGAAGCACCCAUUCUGUUGAUAGUAGGCCAAGCAGUGGAGCCGCUAUUGCAUCAUGCUCAAAAACAUAAUUUAGAUCCAGUAGAAUAUGUCGUGGCCAUAACAUUUGUUAGUGGUGCAAGUUUACUCGGAUUUGGUCUUGGAAGAUUUGGAUUCUUAGAUAACGUUUUAAGUGCUUCAUUACUUAAAGGUUUCAUCUGUGGGGUUGGAUUUGUUAUGAUCAUCAACUCUUCAGUUUCUAUGUUGGGACUUACUGCAUUGAUGAAGGAAAUAAGUGACGAUCCUCUGAAAAUGGAUAUUCAUUCUCCAUUGGAUAAGCUUUACUUCUUAUUCCAUUACUACCAUAAAAUGAAUUUUUUAUCGUUCAAAAUAAGCAUUAUUGGAUUCGUGGCUGCUAUGGUAUCAAGAUACUCUAAGAAGGUCUUUGCAAAGAGUAAUAAACGGCUUCUUAAAUUUGCGAUUUAUUUUCCAGAGAUUAUGGUGGUUGUUGGAACAGCAACCAUUCUUUGUCAUAAGUAUGCUUGGAAUGAACGUGACAUUGAUAUCAUUGGAAGUAUUCCCACUGGUUCUAUUGACAUUUAUUCUCCAUUCAACAAACGGAUUUUGGUACUUAUGAAGCAAUUAUCAACUUCUGGCUUCUUAUGUGCUAUGCUUGGGUUCUUUGAAAGUACUACAGCAUCUAAGUCACUUGGAACAGCGUAUGAUUUACCCAUUUCUUCCAACAGAGAGCUUGUAGCUUUGGGAUCUAUUAAUAUUGUUGGAAGUCUCUUUGGUGCUUUACCAGCUUUUGGAGGUUACGGCCGGUCUAAAAUCAAUGCUAUCUCAGCAAAAACGACCAUGCUGGGAGCAAUUAUGGGUAUUUGUACGCUUUUAACGGUCAAAUAUCUUUUAUCAUACUUAUUUUACGUUCCAAUAUGUAUGCUUAGUGUUGUUACAGCCAUUAUUGGACUACUGUUAAUAGAGGAAGCACCCGGUGAAGUACUUUUCCAUUAUCGUGCUCGUGGAUACAACGAAUUGGUUACUUUUUUUGUCACUGUUACAGCAACUCUUGUCUUUUCAAUGGAAGCAGGAAUAAGUGUGGGAUUAGUGUAUCUGUUGAUUAGAGUGAUCAAACAUGGUGCUGAAUCUCGAAUACAAAUUUUGGGAAGACAACCGGGCACUAAUUCAUUUGUCAAUGCAGAUAUACCUUCAUUUACCCGAACAUUGUUUGAUGAUGAUAAUUUAGACGAUAUGAACCAAUUGAAUAUGUUUAUUGAUCUGAAUUUCACUACACUUAAUACUCAAGCCAUAGAGGAAAUACAAGGGUGUUUAAUUGUCAAGAUACCCGAACCUCUAACAUUCAUGAAUACCAGUGAUUUAAGAUCUCGUUUAAAACGUCUAGAACUCUACGGGUCAGCACAUACACAUCCCGGACAUCAAAGAAUGCGUGGCGAAGACAUGACCAAGUAUGUUAUAUUUGAUUUACAAGGGAUGAUUGAAUUUGACUCUUCAGCAGCACAAAUACUUAAAGGUUUAAUCAAUGGAUACAUUGAUCGUGGGAUUAUAUGUUUCUUUGUUCGUGUUCACCCAAAUAUUCGAUUGCGCAGUCGACUUUUGAACACGGGGAUUUUCGACUUAUUGGUUGAUAUGCUCAUCAAACUUGAGUACUUUUCUAGAAUCGAUAGACUUCAGAUUGAGUUUUCAGAUGUUGAUGAAGAGCUUAACAAUUUGACUGAAUCUGUUGAAACACCUUACUUUCUUCAUAUCAGUGAUGCAUUGAAGGCCAUAGAUUACUAUGAGCUGAACAUGAUGAAGACUGGAGAAUCAUAG
This is a messenger RNA of Lizanozyma spartinae, 2769 nucleotides long. RefSeq lists its product as uncharacterized. The transcript has a single exon. Bases 1 to 2769 code for a protein of 922 amino acids. Gene Ontology annotation, molecular function: sulfate transmembrane transporter activity. Gene Ontology annotation, cellular component: membrane. The record is from RefSeq and is a predicted model, not a curated record. NCBI's taxonomy places the organism in Eukaryota, Fungi, Ascomycota, Pichiomycetes, Serinales, Debaryomycetaceae. Gene Ontology annotation, biological process: transmembrane transport.